AUGUCUGGCUUAAGUGGUUAUGAUAGUGAAGUUGUAGGGUUCGAUUGUGUGAAUGAAAAUAAAAGAUCCUCGACUGCCACUUCUUCCCAAACUACAGAGUUCAGCCAACAUGGCAGCAGUUCUCAAACUUACUCGUCCAAAGACAUUGGCUGUACAGCAUAUCCUGAAGAAGUCAAACCUGAACCAAUAGAUCCAACAUCUGGAUUGAACGAAUUCCUCAAAAGAGUAGUACCUGCUAUGAUGGAGCAGUUGGACCAAAACGAUCCUGAGUUCAUUAAUUACUCGUCAGAUUCUGAUGAAGAAGAUCUGAUCACAGCGAAAUUGUUACAAGAGAUCCAAAUUAAAGACACUUCUGGUUCAGGAGAGCACGGGACUGCAAUUUUGGGUGUAACAUGGAGCAGUACUGGCAAUUCUUUGGCAGUUUCUAUAGGAGCUAUGCAGCAUGAGACCUGGUGCCAGAAUUCUGGUUUGAUUAAAGUAUAUACGUUUAAGAGAAAUGAAGAAAAGUUUAUCCAUUCUUUCGAUAUGACUGAGAAGAAUUGCGUGACAGUUUUAAAGUAUCACCCGACGGUCGGAUCAUUAUUGGCAUAUGGUACUGCGGCAGGAGAAGUAGUCCUAUGUAAUUUGAGAAGUGCGAAUAUGGAUGAGGAUGUCCUUCUUACUUCACCAUCGGACUGUCAUGGCUCGAGGCGGGUAUCAGCUCUGCAAUGGGCUGAUGCGUCGUUAGCCAACACGUUUUUAGUUAUGCAGAUUAACAAUAAGGGCAAAAGACGAGGCGCCGCUGAUCAGGUUCUAUUCUCCGCUGGUUCCGACGGAACCCUCAACGCUUGGCAAGUAAACGCCAAUCUCCAAGUCUUCGAAAAUAUAAUAUGCUACAACAUUAAUGGCUCCCAAAACCUGGCACCAGAUAUCACCUGCUUCGAUUUCACCAAGAAUUAUCCACUUCGUCCCACAGAAGAGAAGACUCCUGACAUAUUUGUGGUGGGAACUAAGACUGGGAAACUCUAUUUAUGUAAAAUCAAGGUUGCUCAAAGCCAGGGGGUGGUGGAUCCUGUGUAUGAUGUUCUAGAAGGUCAUGGCACUUGUGUUCUGGAUGUGGCAUUCAGUGAACAAAGACCUGGUAUUUUUGUGUCGAUCUCCAUGGACUCGGAAUUGAGGGUGUAUGAUAUCAGCCAAGCAAGUCCUUUAAAGAUUCUCUGCUUGGACUUCCCAAUCUCGUGCCUGAGCUGGCUGUCGUCCCCCGCGGUAGUGCUGGGCGCGUGUGGGGAGCAGGAGUCCCUGCGCGUUGUCAACGUGAGCAGUGGACAGGUGCUGCCGGUGGGCGGGCUGCGCGGGGGCGGGGACGUGACGUGUUUGUGCGUCAGUAUGUUUGGUUCGUGUCGUAUCGCGGCCGGGAACGAAGCCGGGACCGUCCGCGUGUGGGAGCUGCCCGCGAGACGCUUCAACUUCACCGACGAAGACUUGGAGUUU
Messenger RNA from Brenthis ino (lesser marbled fritillary), 1470 nucleotides. The record is from the annotation of a GenBank genome assembly. Lineage: Eukaryota; Metazoa; Arthropoda; Insecta; Lepidoptera; Nymphalidae.